This is a messenger RNA of Plasmodium gallinaceum, 3159 nucleotides long. Its product is annotated as alpha/beta-hydrolase, putative. Lineage: Eukaryota; Apicomplexa; Aconoidasida; Haemosporida; Plasmodiidae. Gene Ontology annotation, cellular component: membrane. Bases 1 to 3159 code for a protein of 1052 amino acids. The record is from RefSeq and is a predicted model, not a curated record. Gene Ontology annotation, molecular function: lipase activity. The transcript has a single exon.
AUGUUAUAUGAAUCUAAGAUAGAAUGUAAAAAAAAUCUAAAGGAUGUGUGUGAAAAUAAUUAUAAUGGAGAAUUAAUGAAAAAAUCAGAUGAAUUAAUGAAUUUAAUAAAAAAUGAAAAUGAAAUAAACUCAAAUGAGGAAAUAAUAAUUGAAAAUAAUUCAAAUUAUCAGAAUGAACAUAAUAAAAAAUUAAUUAAUUGUGAUUCUUUAAACGUGAAUGACAAAUUAAACUUAGAGUGUAGCCUUAGUAAAGAAGAUGAUGAAACAAUAAAAAACUCAAAAGAAGAAUCAAAAAACAGAAAUAAUGAAGAAAGACAUAUAGAAGAUAAUUAUUUAAAAUAUGAUGAUGGAAAUCCAGAAAUAAACUUUUUUAUUAAUAAGGACAAUUUAAAAAUAGCUAGAUAUGCUUGGAAAGCAAAAAAUCCCAAAGCUUACAUUUUUGCCUUACAUGGAAUAACCUCUCAUUUAAGAAAUGAAUAUCUAAAUUUUUUAGGUAGACCUAAAUGGGUUGACGAAAAAAUAAAUGAAAAAAAAGAAAAAAAGAAUAAAGAAAAUGAAAAUGAAAAUGAAAAAAAUGAAAAUGAAAAAAAUGAAAAUGAAAAAAAUGAAAAUGAAAAAAAUGAAAAUGAGAAAAAUGAAAAUGGAAAUGAGAAAAAAGAAAAUGAAAAUGUUUUUGAAGAAGAAUUAUUAAAAGAUAAAAUAAUAAAUAAAAAUAUAAAUAGUGAAGAAAUUAAUUGUAUAAAUGAAAUAUGUAAUAAUUGUAAAUAUGAAAAUAACACUAAUCAGAAUACAAAAAAAAGUAAUGAUUCUAUUAAAACAUCCCCAGAUAACACUUAUGAAAAAAAUGAUUUUUACACUGUAAAUAUAAAUUAUGAAAGUACUAGAAGUAAUAUUUCAAAUAAUAAUCUAAAUUGGAAUGAAGAUAACGAGCAAAAUGAAAUAAAAUACAAUAACGGAAAAUCUGAUGAAAAAAAAAAUGAUGUUGAACUAGAAAUGAAUGAAAAUAAUUAUAUUUCUAAUAAUAACAAAAUAGAUGUGAAUAAUGUAGUGGAUCCUAAAGAAAAGGAUAUAAGUAUAUUCUGUAAUAAAUCUAACUUUUUUAAAAAAAAAGAAUCAAAAGAAAAAAUGCAAAGUUCUAUAUCAUCUAAUAACACAAGUUACUCCCUUAAAAAUUAUAUAAAUAAUAGGAAAAAAAAAAAAAAGGAAGAGAAAGAAAAAAAUAAAUUAAAUAGUAAUUUUUUUAACGAUUGUGCUAAUGAAAAUACAGAGGAAAAUGUUCAAACUAAAAAAUUUAGUUAUGAUAGCAAUUCAGAAAACAAAAAAGAUUCCUCUAUUUUAGAAGCACAAAGCUUAUCAAAAGAUAAAAAAAAAAAUUUUCGAUAUUCAAGUGCUGAAGGAUUUGGUUUUUCUAUUUAUAAAAUGAAGAAAAAAGGUUCAAAAAAGGAAACAAAAAGUAUAUGUGAAACUAAUUCAUUAGAUGGUGAACCUAAUAAUUCGGAUACCUCCUUUUGUAGUUCAUCUGAAGUAAUUAAUAAAAGGAAUUUAGAAAAAAAGUUAACAAUGUUUUUAUCAUGUUCUUCUUGUGUAUCAAGUUUUAUAGAAGAUACACAUACACUAAACGACAGAAUAACAAGUGAAAGUUCAUGCAAUGAAUUUCCCACGAAUAAAGUUGUAGAUGAUGAUAAUGUAUUAUUAGUAGAUAAAAAUGAAACAGGAAAACCUUAUGAUUCUAAUGUGUACUAUUGUUCUAUGUGUGGUAUAUGCGAAUACUGUAAUUGUGGAAAUAGAAGCAUAUCUUAUAAAAAUAGUUGGAUAGAAAAAUUAAAUCAAAAUAAUUUUUCGUUUUUUGGUAUUGAUAAUCAAUCUCAUGGUUUAUCAGAAGGAUGGCAAAAUCAAAGAUGUUAUGUAGAUGAUUUUGAUAAUUUUAUUAUUGAUGCAAUUCAGGCCUUAGAAAUUUUAAUAAAUGAAUGGAAAGAAAAAAAUGAAUUAAAACCAAUCAUAAUUAUGGGAUUAUCAAUGGGUGGUUGCAUAGCUUUAAGAACAUUAGAAACUAUAUUUAAGUUAAAUAAAGAAUGGAAAAAUUAUAUAAAAACAUUAGUACUUAUAUCUCCCAUGAUAUGUUUGGGAAAACAAAAGAGUAAAAUUACCAAUAGACUUUUAUUUUCAGCUUCUAAAUUCCUUAAAUAUUUCUUUCCACGCUUAAAAGUUAAUGUAAAAGAAAGCAAUGCUUUGUAUCCAUGGUUAAAAUAUGAUUCUCAAAUAGAUCCAUUACAUUACUGUGGUCCAUUAAAAAUAAAAAUUGCAGCUGAAUGUGUAAGUGCAGCUGAUAACUGCUUAGAUUAUAGUAUUCUAAAAUAUGUAGAAGAAAGUGAUGUUGAUAUUAUUAUCAUUCAGUCGAAAUAUGACUGUAUUGUUGAUCCAUCAGGUACUAUUAACUUUAUGAAAAAAAUGGUACGUUUAUGUAAAAAAAAGGGAGAAAAAUUAAAAGAGAAUAUAAAAGAAAAUAUUAAAUAUAGUCAAGAAAGAAGCUUUAAUACUAAGGAAGAAAAAGAAGAUGAAAUGAAUAACAAAAAAAUUUAUAAUGAUGAUGAAGUAACUUCAAAUAUUGAAAAAAAUGAAGAUAUUAGUAAUAUAAGAAUUAAUAAUAAUUGUAGUAAUGAAAAUAAUGAUAUUAGUAAAAUAUAUGACAAAACGGAAAAUGAAAUUAAUUAUAAUCAUGAAAUAAUCAGUGACUAUUUAACAAAUAAUUGGGAAUCUGAUAAUAAAAUUUAUGCAAAUAUAAAUUUCAAUGAAGAAAUAGAAAAAGAAAAAAAACUUACAUAUGAUGAUUUAACAGAAAUAUCAAAAAAAACAGACUUACAACUUAUGUCGAGAAAAACCCUUAAUUACUCAGAUAUUAUGUAUAAUUAUGAUGAAAAAUAUUCCCUUCCCGUAAAAAAUAAAAUGGAAAUAUGGAACUCUUUUGAUCAUGGUUUUUAUAAACACAUUAAAUUAAAAAAAAAUACAAAAAGUAAAAAUGAUUUUUCAUCAGAUGAAGAAAAAUUUAAAAAUUUAACUAUUUAUAUUUUAAAAUAUGGUUGUCAUACCUUACCGGUUGAACCAAAUACAAAAGAGACAGCUAACAUUUUAGUUGAUUGGCUUAAUAAUAUACAUGAAUAA